GCUCCCGCUGCCGCUUACCCCCAGCAGAGUUGGGCUGUGCCCUCCACGCCUUCUUGGCGCGGCAAGCGCCUCCGAGUACCCGUGCGUCCCACUCUAGGAGGUGACUCUUUGGCCACCCAGCACCGGCAAUCGGGGCGUCUCUUCUCUUGCUCGAGACCACUGAGAUUGGAGACGGGAGCGCCUCACCGUGCCCAAGCUUCUUCCGUCCGCUCCCUUCUCCUCCCACUUUCCCCACAUUCCCCCACCCUCUGGUGCCUGUGUGUGUUCCUCACAGGCUAAGGGACCCGGAGAGCAGUCCAUGCUCGGCGCACGGCGGAGCUGCGGCUGCUUCUGCCGCUGAGGGGAGCCGAGAAGGUGGCGGUCUUGCGCCUCCCUGGACUUCCCAAGUGGGGGCAGAGCAGUCGCUCGCGGGAGACGUCAGUUGGAAAGGCACAGGGAAACAGGAACCUUCAAACUCCUCCUCGGCGUCUCCUCUCCACCCCCUUUGGCCCCUGCCCUUGAAGAAAGUGGAGUGUGGCGUUUGGCUGUCGUUAUUUCUUGGGACUGCUUCGCCGUGCACGGAUUCAGCGGCUGCCCAGUGGGGCUCUCCGCUGUUUGCGCGUCUCUCGGUGUUGUUCCCUCCGGCACACCUCUAUCGACGAUGAGGAAAGGUCUGCGGGCGACAGCGGCCCGCUGCGGACUGGGACUAGGAUACGUGCUGCAAAUGCUCGUGCUACCUGCCCUGGCCCUGCUCAGCGCCAGCGGCACCGGCUCAGCCGCUCAAGAUGACGACUUUUUUCAUGAACUCCCAGAAACGUUUCCAUCAGAUCCACCUGAGCCUCUGCCACAUUUCCUCAUUGAGCCAGAAGAAGCCUAUAUUGUGAAGAAUAAGCCUGUGAACCUGUACUGUAAAGCCAGCCCUGCCACCCAGAUCUACUUCAAGUGCAAUAGCGAGUGGGUUCAUCAGAAGGACCACAUAGUAGAUGAACGAGUGGACGAAACCUCUGGUCUCAUUGUCCGGGAAGUGAGCAUUGAGAUUUCACGACAGCAAGUGGAAGAACUCUUUGGCCCUGAAGACUACUGGUGCCAGUGUGUGGCCUGGAGCUCAGCAGGCACCACGAAGAGUCGGAAGGCUUAUGUGCGCAUCGCAUAUCUGCGGAAGACAUUUGAGCAGGAACCCCUGGGAAAGGAAGUGUCCCUGGAACAGGAAGUCUUACUCCAGUGUCGACCACCUGAAGGGAUCCCAGUGGCUGAGGUGGAAUGGUUGAAAAAUGAAGACAUAAUUGAUCCUGUUGAAGAUCGAAACUUUUAUAUCACAAUCGAUCACAACCUAAUCAUAAAGCAGGCCCGCCUCUCAGAUACUGCAAAUUAUACCUGUGUCGCCAAAAACAUUGUUGCCAAGAGGAAAAGCACAACCGCUACUGUCAUAGUCUAUGUUAAUGGUGGCUGGUCCACCUGGACAGAGUGGUCUGUGUGUAAUAGCCGCUGUGGACGAGGGUAUCAGAAACGCACAAGGACCUGCACCAACCCAGCACCACUCAAUGGCGGGGCCUUCUGUGAGGGGCAGAGCGUGCAGAAAAUAGCCUGUACUACACUGUGCCCAGUGGAUGGCAGAUGGACCUCAUGGAGCAAGUGGUCUACUUGUGGGACUGAAUGUACCCACUGGCGCAGGAGGGAGUGCACAGCACCAGCCCCUAAGAAUGGAGGCAAGGACUGCGACGGCCUGGUCUUGCAAUCGAAGAACUGCACCGAUGGGCUUUGCAUGCAGAGUUUCAUUUAUCCUAUUUCAACUGAACAGAGAACCCAGAAUGAAUAUGGAUUUUCUUCUGCUCCUGAUUCGGAUGAUGUUGCUCUCUAUGUUGGGAUUGUGAUCGCAGUGAUUGUUUGCCUGGCCAUCUCUGUUGUCGUGGCCCUCUUUGUGUAUCGGAAGAACCAUCGUGACUUUGAGUCUGAUAUUAUUGACUCUUCAGCCCUAAACGGGGGCUUUCAGCCUGUGAACAUCAAGGCCGCCAGACAAGAUCUUCUGGCGGUGCCCCCAGACCUCACUUCUGCUGCAGCCAUGUACAGGGGACCUGUCUACGCCCUACACGACGUCUCAGACAAAAUCCCAAUGACCAAUUCUCCAAUUCUGGAUCCACUGCCCAACCUGAAAAUCAAAGUGUACAACACCUCCGGUGCUGUCACUCCCCAAGAUGACCUCUCUGAGUUUACAGCCAAGCUGUCCCCACAGAUGACCCAGUCCUUGCUGGAGAAUGAGGCCCUCAACCUGAAGAAUCAGAGUCUCGCCAGGCAGACCGACCCAUCCUGUACAGCGUUUGGCACCUUCAACUCCCUUGGGGGCCACCUUAUUGUUCCCAAUUCAGGAGUAAGCUUGCUGAUUCCCGCUGGGGCCAUUCCCCAAGGGAGAGUCUACGAAAUGUAUGUGACUGUACACAGGAAAGAAAAUAUGAGGCCACCCAUGGAAGACUCUCAGACGCUCUUGACCCCAGUGGUGAGCUGUGGGCCUCCGGGAGCCCUGCUGACCCGCCCCGUCAUCCUCACUCUGCAUCACUGUGCAGAUCCCAAUACAGAAGACUGGAAGAUCCAGCUCAAAAACCAGACAGCACAGGGACAGUGGGAGGAUGUAGUAGUGGUUGGAGAGGAAAACUUCACUACCCCCUGCUACAUUCAGCUGGAUGCAGAGGCCUGCCACAUCCUCACAGAGAACCUCAGCACAUAUGCCCUGGUUGGGCAAUCCACCACCAAAGCCGCAGCAAAACGCCUGAAGUUAGCCAUCUUUGGGCCUCUCUGCUGUUCCUCUCUGGAGUACAGCAUCCGGGUCUACUGUUUGGAUGACACUCAGGAUGCCCUCAAGGAAGUUUUACAACUUGAGAGACAGAUGGGAGGACAGCUUCUGGAGGAACCCAAGGCACUUCAUUUUAAAGGAAGUACCCACAAUUUGCGCCUAUCCAUUCAUGACGUUGUCCAUUCCCUCUGGAAGAGCAAAUUGCUGGCUAAAUAUCAGGAAAUUCCUUUUUACCAUAUCUGGAGUGGGUCUCAAAGAAACCUCCACUGCACCUUCACUCUGGAAAGAUUUAGCCUGAACACAGUGGAGCUGGUUUGCAAACUCUGUGUACGGCAGGUGGAAGGAGAAGGGCAGAUCUUCCAGCUGAACUGCACUGUGUCAGAGGAACCUACUGGCAUAGAUUUGCCCUUGCUGGAUCCUGCCAGCACCAUCACCACCGUCACAGGGCCGAGCGCUUUCAGCAUCCCUCUUCCCAUCAGGCAGAAGCUCUGCAGCAGCCUGGAUGCCCCACAGACAAGAGGCCAUGAUUGGAGGAUGCUGGCCCAUAAGCUAAAUCUGGACAGGUACUUGAAUUACUUUGCCACCAAAUCAAGCCCCACUGGUGUAAUCCUGGAUCUCUGGGAGGCACAGAACUUCCCAGAUGGAAACCUGAGCAUGCUGGCAGCUGUCUUGGAAGAAAUGGGAAGACAUGAAACAGUAGUGUCUUUAGCAGCAGAAGGGCAGUAUUGACCACACUGGAAAUGAAGGUGAAGGAGGAAAAUGCACAGGGAGUCUGUGGCCGUCCAGGGAAAACACAGCUGAGGAGGAAAUCCAAACUAGACCAAUGAGCUUCACAGGCAAGAUGGCAGCGGGAGAGAGAAGAACAGAUACGACUACCAAUGUACAUGCCCACUUGACUUGGACAGUAUCACAGGAGUUAAGAAAAAUUGUGUAAAUGUGUACCUUGAAUUUAGAAGUCAACCUAAUUUUCCUCUUAGUUGGGCUGUAUGCUGUAUGGUACAGGAUCUUACAGUUUCCUAGGAAACGCUUUUUAUUGCUAUCCAGAUAUAUGGAUAAACUUUCUUAACAAACCCAAUUUCUACAAAUGUUGUUUACAUCAAAUUGGACAGGGAUGCAGACACUGUCCAUGGCGCAUUCUAUUUUUGUUCAAAUCAUUUGAAGUUGAAGCUGUGGACGGUUUGUUGUGUCUAUUUCAGAUUAGUAAUUUACAAAGAAGUCAGACUUUUGCUACAAAUCUCAUACAUCCAGUGUCUCAGAUAAUCCUCCCAAUCAAUGUUCUGUUUCUAGAACUUGUAGAACCAGUGUUACUGUUUGUAUCAGGGAAGGGGAGAAUCUAAAUGUAAAGGAGAAAUGACUAAGAUUCCUUAUGCCUUGGGUGCACCUGCCUGGUGUGCUUUAGGAGUAAAGCUGUAGCAUUGCAGGGAAGAUAGUGAUUCAUGUUCAAACGCUCAAAACAUUUCUUCUUGGCGUGUUUGUAAUAUGAAAUUUAAAGAUUUUUUUUAAAAAAGUAUCAUUAUUAUUAUUGAUGAGUAUCUACAAGUAUUUUAGUAAAAGGGUUUUCUUUUAACUUCUGUUUUUGUUAGCGGUACUGUUAGUAUUUGGUAUUGACCAGACCUGCCUCACUUCCUCACAUAAGAGGUGGGUGGGGUGACCAGCUUAGUCCAACAGGCAUUGCUUCCUUGACCUUUGACCCUCUUCUACCAUUCUACCCUGGAAAGGUAGUAAGCACUCACUGGCUUAUCAAUCAGUUCUUUCAGCUUGCUCAGACAGGGUCUUUCUCCUUUGCGUCUUACUAUGAGAAGUGUUCCCCCUGAAUUUCACUUAGUAGUGUAGUUGUGUGGUGCCACGUUGACUCUCCAUAGUACUCUGUCUGCCUUAGGGGCAGUGUGGUUGGGAAAAGAGCUAGAAAUCAGAAAAUCAAUUCUGUCUAGCUGAACUGCCUUGGGAAAGGCAUUAAAACUCAUUGUAUUUCAGCUUUCUUACCUAUAACAUAAGGGGUGGGAUCAGAUCACCUUCAAGGUUCAACAAUGCUGGACUUCCAUUGUUAGGCCUCCAGUCUCAUUCAUCAGUCUGAAGAUGAUAACGGACUCUGACCUGGAUCAUUCAGUCAGCUAGCCUUCCCCCCCACACACUACAUUAUGCCUUUCAAAUCAUUUUGACUUGGCAGAGAAUUAUUCUAACCUGCAAUAUAUUUGUUCAGCUUUAAAGUCCUUUCUUUAUAUCCUUGCAUUAUGCUGCUCGCUGAGAGACGGCAUCCCUUUAGUAUCAUGUUCUUCUCCUCUCAUGGGACCCCUAGGUUUCUUGCCUUCCUGACUAGUGGUAAAUUCUGCUUUGUUAUUGUUUUAUUUUCUUAAUAUCAAAAUCAUUCCUACAAGUUCUUCCUGCAGUAGGAACUUGAUGUGUUUUAUUCCCCCCAGUCUUUGCUUUAAUAAUAUUCAGUAACAUUUACAAAGGCUACUUAAUUAGCCCCCCCACUUUUUUUUUAACCUGUAAAAUGUUAGUCAACAAACUCCUUUGUGUCAACAAGGAAGUUUCCUUGGGACCAUCACAGGCUCUUCAUUUAACACAGCGAAUCCAUUCAUUCAGCUGGUGGGGAACAAAGUCAAAGCCAGUAGCCAAACCAAGACUGAGUGUGCUUAAAUAAGAACAUUCUAAACAUGACUGUGGUUUACUUUAAGGCUGGAGGUAUCCAGAAUGCUGGCUGAAUUUGAAUUAGAAAUCAUUUUAUACAUUUUAUCCCAUCUUAAAACAUGUAUUUCCUCUCCCAUUUUGGAUACCUCUUGAUAUUCUCAGAUUUCUCCAGCCCCAUGAUUGAGGAACAGUUGGUACCUUGUUAUGGAGCCUCUUUUGUACUAUUUAUCUUUUGUUUUAGAUACAUAUUGUAUAAUCUCUCUCUAGCCAACCUGUGCAUUCAAAUUUCCAUAUAUAAAAAUAUUUGUUCCACUGAUCAGGAAGAGGGAGAUUGCACUAGUACACAAGUUCAGUGGAUAAUGACUGUACCAAUGAGAUUUUACUAAAUUAAAAAAUCUAGAUAUUUUUUAAAAGAGCAGGAGUUGUUGUCCAUGGCUGCAUCUUAAAAUAAACUUGUCAAGAUUGUUCUUUAGUACUGGUGUUGCAGAAUCAUCUAUAGAAACCAAGAAAUCUGAUCUGGAUAUUCAAAGAAACUUUUGUACCUCAUAAAAAUAGAGGGGAGAAAAUAUGUAGUUAUACAUAUGAAAUCAAUCCCAAAACUUUUGCUGAAAAAUUUUGAUUAAAAAAAAUAUCAACAAACAGUGAGCAAGCAGGAAUGGUGUUGUUAAAGCCAUUGAAGGCCCUUAGGGUUCACUUCAGAGGCUUGUUUUUUGGUCCAACCCCUCACCACUAGAAGAGGGAAGAAUGAUUGACUCCUUGCAAGUUACUCAUCUAUCACAGAGCUCAUGUUUCCUAUCAGAUGAAGAACAACUUCCUUCCAAACAACACACCAUAUGUCAAUUUUCACUAAGAAUUCUGCUUUCCUUCUCUUUGGGAGUGAAGUAAUAGCUGUUAGAUUGCUUUCCAACUUAAGAAGAUCUGGACAGAACAGUUCAUUUCAUAGGGAGCCACUUCAUCAGCCAUCCAAUGUGCCACAUCCUGCUUACACAGUUUGGGGAAGGCCGGCUUCCUUCAUUUGGAUAGAGGGAGAGAACUAUCAUUUGUGCAUGGUGCCAUCUAGUGGUGUGGAAUGCAAUCUGCCCUGAGUUUAAUAUAAGUUGUUUGACAAAGGGAAUGUGUACCUGUACAACUCAACAGGACCUUUUUAACAAAUAGAUGUGGGGAUAUUAUCACUUCAAAUGUGUAAUUUUCUUCUUCUCACAGUUUCACUUCAAUCAUCCAUCUCAAAAUUACAUGUCAUUAUGAGCCUAGUACAUCAUCAAGUCAUUCAUACGCAUCAUUAUUUGCUUUCUUGUAACAGAAAUACAUAAAAUCUGUAUAAAAGUCUUUGGAAGUUGUCAUUUUUAACAUUUAUGGUUUUAACUGGGCUUUGUAUAUUUUAAAUCUCCUCUCCUAAUAUUUAUCUUUGGAAAUGUAAGAGUAUCUGCUUAGAAAGAAAUAAGUCUUAUAUAUGCAAAUAGGAACACUAUGUCUAAAGGAAGAGAAAUUGUGACUGUUGAUUGAGAAGAAGCCUUUCUUCUGAAUUUGAAUAAUUCAAAUAUUAGAAUAUGGCAGAGGUUUCAUCCUGGUUUUAUUUUCUUUUCACAACCCUAAUUCAGAUUUUCUUAAAGGGAUCUGGAAGGAAUAAAGUUGGAUUCAAUAUUGGCAACUGGGCAGACCAUGAUGCGAGUAUGUGUGACACCAAAGAACACACAGCUAACAGCCUUUCAUGGACAUUUUCCAAAAUGGACACUCACCUGUGAUGCCAGAACCCCCUUCUUACAUGAGUGGUCCAAGCUCUUGGAGGGCAGAGCACUGUGGAGUGAAGUGCCCAACACUAAAAUGCAUCAUCAUUAGCCAUUUUCAUAUUCGACCAUCAAAGACACAGAGCCAUUUUUUAGGGAAAAGUCAUGGGGCCUGAGUUUAGGACACUCUGGAAACCAGGCAUGAAGUAAAGGGUCUUUAAGGGCCUUUUCCUGUAAGUGAGGUAUCUUUAUAACCCAUCAUUCAGAAGGUAGGUAGACUCUAGACUUUUCUUCUGGAGAAGAGCAAACCAGGCUCUUGCCCUGAGUUUCCUCCUGUGUGUCUCUGUCAGGGACACAGCGGCUGUGCUCCUGGGUAAUUCAUGCUCUGUAAUCUACACAAGAAGUGGGGAGCUGGGGAGAUGCUCACAUCUCCCCAAAAUCCUCAGGCCUUUGCUUCUAGAAGGCCUGCCCCAGGACCAAACAUAAACCUGUGUAAGAACCUCCAAGAGUGGAUAAUGAAGGUGGAAAGGUUUACUUGUUGAGUCUCAGUCUUCAAGCUGAAUGUGAGUUUCAGCUUUUCAUAAGCAGCUGUUCUGGACAGGGCAUAAGUUUCAUAUGGAGACCUCAGUGCAAGUCCAAGGCCAAUGAAUGAAGGGAGUGCCACAGAAACAGCUGAACUGAAAUCAGGCUCCAGCCAUCUUCUUUGAGAACAGAGAAGCCUUUGUAAAUCAGAAAUGCCAUUGCUCAAAACCAAUUAUUCGUAAAGAUGACCGUGGCCAAUGACCAUUAGAUUUUAUAGAUCCAAUAAGGAAUAUUUUUAUUAUUAUCUCAAGCUAAUAAUUUUUUUAACCUUUCCAGUGCCUCAUAGGACCAACUAUUAUACUUUGUUUUUGUAUUAUUUUUAUAUUUUUUAAAUGUACUAAGCUGAUGUGACUGAAAUCCUUAGAACUUUUCCUCUGUGCAAUGAAAUACUGUUUCUCUACCCUAAGAGAUCUAUUUGUAUAAUCUCUGGCUUUAAUGAUCACUUUGAAAGAUUUCCUUUGCAUCCCUAAUGAUUUUUUAAUGAAAUAAGGAAUAUGGGGAAUAAGUAUAUUGUAACCAAUGUUAAUUUAAGCUUGUGUCCAUAUAGGAGAAGUAAGCCAAAUGAAGUCAUAAUUAUUUCCAAAAUUCUGGCCUGAAAACCUAUUUUUGAAAAGCGGGGAGAUGCUCUUGUAUGUCAUGGGUAGAUUUUCUCUACAGACUAGGUCUAACAAUGAACUUCCCUCCUGGUUCUUUCAUCUCACUGGCCAUGUGGCUGUUCACGUUUUACUGUUGUCAGAAGAGUUCAUGGCUCCUAGGUUUUCCAGUGGGCUUGGCCACUGCCUGUAUUGAUCUGUGGUGGGACAUUAAUGGGCUCAUUCAACCAAGUGUACUGUAUGCCUCAGGCAUGUUUUAGUGUGGUUGGGGAGGCAUUACCAGGACAAACCCACAGGGCUCCACAAAUGUAUGAGCGCACAAAACCAAGCAAUUCUCAGGGGCUGUUCCCCAGUCCUCUGUGUACUCACACACUUGCAUACUCAAACCGAUCUUUCCAGAAAUUCUCAAAAUCCUAAACUGGAAAUCCCUGUAGAACAUCACCGGCAGUCGUGGCCCCACCAGUUGAAUAGAAAACAAGGAAGCUGCCCCCAGGUAAAAUCAGCUGCCCAACAGCCAUUGUGUUACCCUACAACAGCAGCAUUUUAUCAUACCACUUCAAAUUUGUGCUUUAGCAAGGUUAUCAAGUGCAGAUCAUAACACUUCAGGCUCCCUUACAAAUAAGUCUAAAUCAUGGGUCAUCCUUGAGGUCUACUGGAGGAGGCACUAUCAGGCUUGCUGUGGAGCUGGAUGCCACUAACAGGGGUGGGGCACUCCCCGUUGUGGAUUUUGGAACCUGAACUGUGUGCAGCUUUUACUGAUCUGCACCCUAGAGGUUGAUCAGCUCUUGGCCUUGGAUCCUCAGCACUAUGGUAAGGCAACAUCAAAAAUCAUGGCUUGAGUGUGUUCUAGAUGUUAAAGCAAGGCUUGUUUUAAAAUAGCAUAAAAAAUCUACAGCCAGUGGGAAAUGCCUUUGCCCUUUUGUAUUCCUAAAGUCCUCAAUGACAUCUGUAAAUGUAGGGGUGUGACAUAGUAUAGUCCUCCAGGCCUUGGGAAAGAAAAAAAAGAGCAAGAAUCAGGACGAGUUCAUCAGGUGACUUGCCUUCUUCAGUCUUACCUAGACCUGCUGUUGACAGUGAAGCCCUCGCCCAGACAGAAGGCAUUGGGCCCAGAUGCAGGGAAUAUCAUCACUGUGUGUGUGUUGGAUGUCACAGUGUCGUCUGUGUUGAAUGUUGAGCUGUAGCAUGGUGACUUCCUCUUUGCUUUUUCUAAAGAUGACAACCAGGGUUUGUCAGAGAACAACUGGCAGCGGUCUGAGUUGGAGCGGCUGGCUCGUCCUCCUGUUGUCUUCUUUGGAACAGUUCAACCGCAGAAAUGUCAGAUUGAGGUUUUGUGCUUUGUCAUUUUUCUUUUUAAAGCAAAACAACACAACCUUGGCUUCUCAGAUAUGGAACACCUCUUUUGUUGUUGUGAAGUUCCCUCUUGCUGUAUCUUCUAUGCAAUUCCUUUUCUAAAAAAAAAAAUUCCCUGGUGACAGAGGAGAGCUCUCUGGGCACUCUGUCUGUCGCCCUGCUGUGUGGCAGAGGUGAGGGACACCAGCUCUGGGUGUGCCUCUUUGCUCUCUCUUACUGCCGCUCCUGACUUUUCCUGCAGUCCCCUUGGUUUGUAAAUUGCCUGCAUUUAUUCCAUCAGCCAACAUGUACAAAAUGUAAGAAAGAAUUUUUAAACAGGUAAUAAAUUAUAUUUAUAAGCAACA
Marmota monax (woodchuck) is the source of this 9988-nucleotide messenger RNA. It is a transcript of the gene Unc5c, whose product is annotated as unc-5 netrin receptor C. NCBI's taxonomy places the organism in Eukaryota, Metazoa, Chordata, Mammalia, Rodentia, Sciuridae. The record is from RefSeq and is a predicted model, not a curated record. The coding region runs from base 641 to 3493 and encodes 950 amino acids. Gene Ontology annotation, molecular function: netrin receptor activity; protein binding. Gene Ontology annotation, cellular component: membrane. Gene Ontology annotation, biological process: netrin-activated signaling pathway. The transcript is spliced from 17 exons.